Molecule: messenger RNA, 3147 nt
Organism: Teleopsis dalmanni
Lineage: Eukaryota; Metazoa; Arthropoda; Insecta; Diptera; Diopsidae
Exons: 2
Coding region: 90-2912 (940 amino acids)
Source: RefSeq, a predicted model, not a curated record
AUUUUAUUUUCAUAGAUAUGGUUACAUUUUCUUUCCCUGCAAAUAUUUUUUAUUUGUCAAAAUUAAAGUAAAAUUUUAUUGCUUCAAAAAUGCCGAUUAAUGGGAAUAAUAUUAUGAAGGCAAUGAGGGAACUUAAAGCUCCUUCAACGGCGGAGCAAAUUGCUCGCCACUUGGCUAGAGGAACGAAAAGGAAGUUCGAUGUGCUGCUGCAAGAAGUGAUAGUGAGUUUAGUCGGUGGCGUUAAAUUUGGCUACAUCGAAUGUCAUAACGGCCACUAUUAUAAUAUAAAGAACACAACCGAAUUGUUUAAUUUGCUUGAAAGUGAGGACUCAGGACAGUUUAAGCGGCCUCGUCCCAUUGCAGAAACAAACAAUCCAAGACAACGCAAAGGACGCCUUGCCAGAAAGCGUAAACACAACGAAAUCAGCGAUUGUGAAUGUGAAUCGAAACUUGAGACUGCAAAAGCUAAAAUCGGUAAAAUUAUUGAUGAACUUGCUGAAAGGGUGGAAGGAAAGAAGCCCAGUAUUGGUCCUGAUCAAAAACCAAAACCCACUGCAGAAGAACUAAAUGAACAUAUCGAUCAAUCACGCAAGAUGACUGACCGCAUUUUUGAAAAUAAAUCACUGCAUGGCUGUGAUGUACUUCAGAACCCAGUUAAAGAACCCGCAUUGGAAGUUCUUGAUAUUAACAGAGAAUCAACCUUUUCAGCGUUAGAAGGCAGAACUAAAUUUUUAGAUGGGAUAAAUGUCGAUCAGUUCUGUUAUUUCAGUGAUAAUAUUUUCCUGAAUCAAAGUAAUUCAGUGGCAACUGAAUUAGAUGUACAAUCCGAAGCUUUUGAUAUUACGAACAAAACUCUUUAUUCAGAGCCGAAGGAAAUCACUAACUCUAUUGAUGAAACAAACACCAAUAAUCCGUAUUACAAUUUAACUGAAGAAGUUUUCUCAAGUCAAAGCCAUUUGUCAAUUGCAGGUGGCGAAUUUUAUAAUUCAGUCACAGAAUCGAAAGUACCAUUAGAAGUUCAUGGUGAUGAUGCUAAAAAUGUAUUUCUUGGAAUAGCGCUCUUAUAUAAACUUAUAAAUGAUGCGAAUGCGAAUAUUUUAACAAAUCAACGCUAUAUAACAAAUGUUGAGCAGCAACCGGGAGCAGAAUUGAAUGAGCAAUCGGAAGCGAUUGAUCUCGGUAAUAAAACUCUUCAUUCAGAGUCAGAGGUUUUCGGUAACUUUACAAACGGAGAAACUGUUAGUCAGUAUUGCACUUUGACAGACUAUAUUAUAACAGAUCAGUGCCAUUUAACAACUAGAUCAGAUAUCGAUCGGGAAUCAGUAGUAGGAUUGGAACAACAAUUGGAAAAUCCUGAUCACAUCACUUAUCAUCAUGAUGAGAUUUAUGCUUCAGUUAAGGAAUCGGAAGUACCAUUGAAAAGUCGUGAUGAUAAUAUUUAUAAAAACUUGUUUCUUGGAGUGGCGUUCUUAUGCAAACUUGUAAAUGAUGUAAAUGACAAUAAUUUAACAAAUCAAAGCUAUAUAGUAAAUGUUAAUCCGCAACCAGCAGCAGUGUGGAAUGUGCAAUCGGAAGCUAUUGAUCUUGGCAACGAAAGUCUUCAUUCUGGGUUGGAGGUUUUCAGUAACUUUUUAAACGAAGAAACUGAAAUGCAGAACUGUACUUUGACGGACGAUUUUAUCGCAAAUGAAGUCCAUUUAUCAACUGCAUCAGAUAUUGAACGAGAAUCGAUAGUAGAAUUGGCAGAUGAGUCGGAAAAUUGUGGUCGUAUCAAUUUCCGUCUUGACGAAUUUCCUGCUUCAGUUACGGAAUACUCGGAAGUUCCAAUGGAAAAUCGUGAUAAUGUUAAUAAAAACUUUUUUUUUGAAUUAACAGAGUCGAACGUCGAUCAGUUCCAUCACUUGACUGACGAAAGCUUUACAUAUUUGAGUCACAAAGGAAAUGUUAGUCCCCAAUUGACAGCAGAGUCGGAUGUGCAAUUGGAAGUAAGUAACUUUGACAAUAACAGUUUUCAUUUAGGGAUGGAUGACUUCAGUAGUUUUAUAAAUGGAUCAAACAACAAUCAAUACUGCACUUCAACUGACGAUGUUUCUACAAGUCAAAGCUGUUUUCUAAGUUCAGGAGAUGAAUUUUAUAAUUCAGAUGCAGAAUCGAAAUCACUGGAAAUUCAUGAUAGUGACAGUAAUACUCCAUUUGAUACAUUAAUGGUGUUAAGAACAUUUCUUAGUGAUUCGAAUGAUAAUGCAUUAAUAACGCAGAGCGAUACCUCAAUCGAUGACCUUCAACAGGUAGCAGAUUCUGGUGUGCAGGAGCUAGCCAAUGAUAAUGGUUAUAAAAUUCUUCACUUAGAGUUCGAGGACCGCAAUGACUUUUUAAACGAAAUAAUGGUUAAUCAGUGCGAAAAUUUAGCUGACAAUGAUAUCUUAAAUCAAAGUCAUUUACAACCAAUGAUAACAGCUGUCAAUCGUGAACCGGUAACAGAGUUGAAGGAGUUUCCGGAUCAUCGUGAUCACAUCAAUGAUGCUCUGCAAUCGGAGAAGGAAUCUCUAGAUAAUUUUUCAAAUGUAGCAAGUGAUCAAGACAGCUGUGAGAUAGAUAGUGAAUCUUUUCGUUUAGAGUUGAUAAUUCCAAAAAAGAUUUUGAGCGCAGCUGAAGGCAAUUUUCAAGCUAAUGAUAAUGUUUUCAAGAUUCGAAGUCACUUAUCAAGUUCAAAUAUCCCAGAUAUAGAAACGGGGGUAACUUUGACAGUUCAUGAUAACGACAUACAAACUUUAGAUCUUGAAUUGAAUAUACCAGAAACUUUCGUAAAGGAGACACGUAGCGCAUAUAUCAUUUCAGUAGUCGAUUCGCCGGAAACUCAACUAAAUGACGAGAAAGAAGGUUCUCCAGCUAAAAAUGGAGAAAAAUUGUGAAGAGCUGAUUAUUAUAUAUUUAUGGAAGAGCACUUAAAAUUUAAAAUAUUGGUAGUAUCGCAACUGCAAGAAUAAUUAAACAAUUAAAGCGGGAGGAACAAUUGAGUUAAAGAUAUACCUGCAAGGAAAUAUAAAUAAGUCGUACGCUUCUGUUACCUGUUUUCCCAUUCUGGUGUGAGCAAUAAUUUUUUCUUAAAAUUUUCUAAUUUUUCUAUAUAUUUGUACAUAAAUUAUU